Molecule: messenger RNA, 1695 nt
Organism: Rhinocladiella mackenziei CBS 650.93
Lineage: Eukaryota; Fungi; Ascomycota; Eurotiomycetes; Chaetothyriales; Herpotrichiellaceae
Exons: 8
Coding region: 1-1695 (564 amino acids)
Molecular function (GO): oxidoreductase activity; FAD binding
Source: RefSeq, a predicted model, not a curated record
AUGUCUUCAAUAUUCAAGGUGAUGAUGAUCAAGUACCUUUUCGUUCUCCUUCUUCCACUCCUAUGCCACUCUUUAGCCACGCAACCACGCCGACGAUGCCGAUUUGGCGACAUUUGCUGGCCAAGCGAAUCAACCUGGCAAGACUUCAAUAAGAGUAUCGACGGCCGUCUCAUCCGAACUUUCCCUUCUGCUGCCGUCUGUCACGGACCAACCUAUGACCUUGGGGAAUGUGAUGAAGCAAAAGAGGAAUGGGAUAACAGCUUUUGGAGAACAAAUCAAACUGGUGCAUACACCGCGAUUCUGUGGGAAUUGGGCAACCAGCAAUGCUAUAUUAAUUCGUCGAGAACAGAUCCGUGCCAACCGGGUCUCGCAGUUCCCCACUACUCUGUGGCCGCCGACUCUGUCGCGGAUAUUCAAGCCGCCGUCAAAUUCGCGAAUGAAAAGGACCUAUACUUGGUCGUGAAGAAUACUGGCCAUGAUCAUCUUGGUCGCUCAAGUGGUCAAGGGUCCUUCUCCAUCUGGACGCAUAACUUGAAGGGAAGACAAUGGACUGACAAUUAUGUCGUCGAAGGCGCCCCUGAAGGUGCCCAAGGUGUUCCGGCUGUUACUCUGCAAGCUGGGGAGCAGUGGUUAGAUGUAUAUCGGGCAGCCGCUGAACAACAUGUCAUUGUCGUUGGCGGUCACGCGCGGACAGUGGGGGCGGCCGGUGGUUGGCUCACUGGAGGAGGCCACUCGGCGUGGUCAAAUCUAUACGGGUUGGGUGUUGACAACGUCCUGGAAAUUUCGUUGGUCGAUGCUCGGGGGCAACAUGUCACACUCAAUCAGUACACGGACCCGGACUACUUCUACGCUAUCAGAGGUGGAGGAGGAAGUGCAUGGGGUGUCGUGACGUCGGUCACGUAUAAAACUCAUCCCGAACCCUCUCAUAUUCAGGUUGCCUUUGUUCAGGCCAACGCGACAACAAAUUCUUCUCUUCGGCCAGUAUUGCAGAGAUCACUUGGCGCUUUGGUCAACAUGACUGAUGCCGGUUACACUGGCUAUGGAUAUCUCAGCAAUGGCUUCAAUGCCCUUUUCAUCCGACCUGGCGGCACCAACGAAGACCUCAAAAGAGGAUCUGCAGCAUUCCAAGCCAUUGGCCAGGUGGAUGGAGCCUCUGUUGGGAUACUGAACUAUACAUUCCCCAGUUGGCUUGACUACUGUGACGCAUUUCUUCAAGAUCCCAACAUUGCGCAAAAUGUCAUGGAUGCAUCUCGGCUCCUGACCCCAGAUAUGGCAUUCAAUAAGGCCGAUCAGAUUGUCGAUAUGAUGUUGGACCUGGGUGAAGAGUACUAUCCAUUUUUCAAUUUCAUUGGCAAAGUAAACUCAGCCGAACGCAAUAAUACUUCGGUCCACCCGAUCUGGCGCGAGGGUCGAGCUAUCAUGAGUUUUGGUACCGAUUGGGAAGACACAGCACCCGAAGCUGAGAAGCAUCAGAAGAGACUUCUGCUUGUUGAUAUGAGCAAGCGAUGGAGCAAAAUUGCCGGACCCAAUGAAGGAACAUAUGUCAAUGAAGCAAAUCCAUUCGAACCCAAUUGGCAGAAGGUCUUCUGGGGAUCCAACUACGAGAGAUUGAUGAAGAUCAAGAAGCAGAAGGAUCCAACGAAUUUGUUUGUCUGCAAUCGCUGUGUGGGAACAGAUGUAGUUUAUCGGCCAUAA